AUGUCAACUGGCGGUCAAGAUGCGUCUUUGUUGAAAGUCGGAAAAGCUAAACGACGCACUAGAGCAGCAUGUCCACGCUGUAAUCUUCAUAAAAUCAAAUGUCUCGGAGACACACCGCCGUGCAGGUCUUGUGUUCUCUCUGGGAACGAAAAUACCUGCUACUUUCCCUCCCGACCACGCAAGAUCACAAUGCUGGAUACCGACGUCCAGCGAUUAGAACAACGCAUUGCUCAUUUGACUGCUGAAUGCUCUCGGCUAAGAAGUAUAGCUGCCUUGUCAACCCCGGGUAUAAAACAGAAUUUAAAAAGUGCUUUGGGAUCGGGCCAAGCACCUGACGAAUCAGAGCUUUUCACCUCACCUGAACAGAUAACCGUCGAAUCUAGUGUUGCGCAGAACUCAUCAUGUCAAGUUUUUGCCACUGCGUUACAAGGUUGCUUGCACGAUUUAGAGACUUCACAGCACCAUGGGGGCUCCUUGAAAAUUCCAAAGAAGACAGCGCUCCCCGUAACCAACGAACAGGGCAAAAAGCAUUUGCAUCUGGAUGACAAGGCAUUAAAAGGCACAGUUGUGACUGCAAUUCAAAAUCUGCCCGAACGAGAGCACGCUAUUAGUCUGGUGCGGUCGGUAUAUCGGUAUUUCGCAAGAGAGUUUGGGCUCUUCUCACUAAAGGAACUCGAAUUUCGUUUAGAGGAUACUUAUGCCAAUCCUAGCUCACAAACCUCUGGCUGGCUGGCCUAUCUAAUGAUUGUUUUAGCUGUUGGAGAACAAUAUGGAAAUCAGGUCGGAGAGAAAUAUACAGUUCCCGGUAUGGAUUUUUUUUUAAAUGCGCUAAAGUACUUCCACCAACCCAGUGAGGAACCCAAUUUGGACUCCGUGAGGACGCUGAUCUUGAUCGCUUUUUAUUCUCAGGGGCUCAAUCGCAUGAACUCGGUCUAUGCUUAUACGGGCCUUGCCCUUUCCACUGCUGUUGCUCAAGGAAUACAUCGACAGUCCAACAAUACCAAUUUGCCGCUGGAAGAGCAAGAGGCCAGGAAAAGAAUAUGGUGGACAGCUUUUCUCAUGGAUAGUUUGUGGGCAUCACGGCUUGGUUUGCUGCCCCAUUUCAAUAGUCGUGACGUUGACCUAGAACUACCAAGCGCAGAUUUCCGUCCGCAUAUAGAGUUUGAGCCAAAAUAUUUGAUUGCCAAUACAAAGCUUGCUCUUUUAAUUGGACCAAUAAUGAAAGAGGUUUACAAUUCCAGCUCUAACGAUUUGACUUACAACAUUUUGCGUAAUCUGAAAAGGCUUGAGGAGUUCUUUGACGGCCUUGAUCCCGAGCUGGGACGACAGCCUGACAUUGUCAAGGAAAAUAGAUCGAUAGUCAAUUUACAUUUGCGCUACAACCAAUUGAAGAUAAUCACGACUCGCCCUCUUUAUAUAGCCGUUUUGAAAAACUGGGAAAAUUUAGAGACCAAUUCGAUCAAAGGGGCCAUCUCGGAGUGCCUUAAGGCGGCAGUAGCAAACGUCAAUAUCAUGUCGGUUUUAUUUAACUCAGGAUGGUUUUCUAAUUUCGGGUUUUUGGAGGCCCAGUGCUGUUUUUCAACAAUACUGGUCCUACUUAUGGCCAAAGCUGAAGGAAAACCGUAUCCUGAAUUGUCAACAGCGGUAUCUUUGAACCAAUAUAUGUGUGAAGCUGGAAACAUAACGGCGGUAGACAAUUACUGUCGACUACGGGCUUUUGGUGAUAUUGUACCAGGGCUUGAUAUUGGCACAGGGCCUCCAGAAGCGAUUCAAUCCUUAGAUAAUGUCAUCGAUCAGCGUGGAGGAGUUCAAUCAGCUGAGUCGGCCUGCUGGCAACUAGAUGUUAGCUAA
Messenger RNA from Lachancea dasiensis, 1851 nucleotides. The record is from the annotation of a GenBank genome assembly. NCBI's taxonomy places the organism in Eukaryota, Fungi, Ascomycota, Saccharomycetes, Saccharomycetales, Saccharomycetaceae.